Messenger RNA from Aspergillus alliaceus, 1395 nucleotides. Its product is annotated as putative phosphatidylglycerol specific phospholipase C. Bases 1 to 1395 code for a protein of 464 amino acids. The record is from RefSeq and is a predicted model, not a curated record. NCBI's taxonomy places the organism in Eukaryota, Fungi, Ascomycota, Eurotiomycetes, Eurotiales, Aspergillaceae. Gene Ontology annotation, biological process: phospholipid catabolic process. Gene Ontology annotation, molecular function: hydrolase activity, acting on ester bonds. The transcript is spliced from 3 exons.
AUGAAGUCUACGGCCCUGCUUAGCAUUCUUGGCCUAGUGGCCUCUCCGGCUCUUGCUAGUCCUGUGCAGUCAGAGUAUACUAGUGUACGAGAGGCUCCUUUCGGGUACCAACCUGGUUCCAAGGAGUCCAUUGAGAACCUCAAGGACAAGGUCGAGCACCUUGUCUGGGUUAUCCUCGAGAACAGGUCAUUUGACAAUAUCCUAGGAGGCGUCCGUCGCUCCGGACUCGAUAACCCUAUCAACAAUGGACCGUUCUGCAACCUGAAGAAUGCAAGUGAUCCAUCCUCGGGGAAGUAUUGCACUCGGGCGAAGGACUAUGAUUCGGUGCUCAACGACCCGGACCACUCCGUGACCGGCAACAACUUGGAGUUCUAUGGAACUUAUACUCCAAACAAUGCUGCGAUUGCCCGUGGCAAAGUCGUCGCCGACCAGUCCGGCUUUCUCAACGCGCAGCUCAAUGACUACCCGAAGCUGGAUCCAGAGGUGGCGACAACUCAGGUGAUGGGAUACUACACCGAGGAGGAGAUCCCCACCCUUGUUAACAUUGUUGAUGAGUUCACCACAUUCAACAGCUGGUUCUCGUGUGUUCCCGGACCUACAAACCCCAACCGCUUGUGCGCUUUGGCAGGGACCGCCGCGGGACAUGGCAAGAACGACAAUGACUUCCUGGACUAUGCCAUCCCGGCAAAGUCCAUCUUCGAGGCGGCCAACCAGAAGAACGUGUCGUGGCUCAACUACGACGGCACCAACGGAGAGUUCAACCCGGAUUCUCUCUUCUUCACCUACGUCAACCAGACCUCCAGAUCGAACGUGGUGCCCGUCGAAAACUUCUUCCAAGAUGCCUAUUUGGGUGUCCUGCCCCAGUUUUCUUACAUCAACCCCUCCUGCUGCGGCACCAACACCAACUCCAUGCAUCCCACGGGCAACGUGUCUUAUGGCGAGGUCUUCGUGAAGCAGAUUUACGAUGCCAUCCGCCAGGGACCCCACUGGGACAAGACCCUCCUCUUCAUCACCUAUGAUGAGACCGGUGGAUUCUACGACCACGUUCCUCCACCACUUGCCGUACGUCCGGAUAACUUGACCUACACCGAGAAGGCGAAGAAUGGCCAGAACUAUACUCUCCACUUCGAUCGUCUGGGUGGUCGGAUGCCGACAUGGAUUAUCUCGCCCUACACCAAGAAGGGUUACAUCGAGCAAUACGGAACGGACCCCGUCACCGGCAAGCCCGCUCCCUACAGUGCCACAUCCGUCCUCAAGACCCUGGGUUAUCUCUGGGAUAUCGAGGACUUCACCCCUCGUGUCGCCCAUUCUCCGUCUUUUGAUCACUUGAUUGGCAAGACUUUGCGUGAGGAUACUCCCAUCGCCCUGCGCACUCCUCACACCUUUUCCGUCUGA